UGGAAAGAUGACAAUCGAAAUCCAAAGCUUUACGAUGAACGAACUGAUAAGCCGGGAAUUUCUUCAUUGCCCAAUGGAAAAGUCAGCACCACCAGUGGAACCGCCAGCAGCAGUUCAAAAUCCAAUCGAGUUUAUAAAAAUGAAAUUGUCAACCAGAUCAAUCAAAAUUUACCUGAAGACAUGAGAAUUUCUAAACUUAUUCGACGAUUGGAAACCGCAACAACAAUAAACGGACUAGUCGAGAUUUGCGAGAAACUCAAAACUGUUGUUCAAGAUCGAUCGAAUGCAAAUUAUAUUCGUCGAAGUUUCGAUCAACUUACAAUUUCAAUAACAACAGUCAUGAAAGAUUGUUCACGUGAUGUUCUUCCACAUUUAUGUGAAGUCUUUGGUCUCAUGGGUUAUGCGAUCCUUUAUGAUUUCCCGGUCUAUAAAUCAUGGAUUUGUAAAACAUAUAAAAGUACGAAAGCCUUAAGAUCAUCAAUGAUGCAUUCACUUGAAAAGACUUUGAGAAUGGACGAACAGACUGGCGAUUUAAAUGAUCAAAUUGCAAGAUUGAUGGAAUUGUUGCGAGAUUUUCUCGAACAAUCUGACGUUCCUGAGACAUUCAUUGCAAUCACUCGUGUACUGAUGGUCAUCGCUCAAAACUAUAUUCGUCACUUUAAAUCGCACUUCACAAACAUUGUCGACAUUAUCGUUGGGUGGCAUUUGGAGACGGAACAAAAGUCGUCAGUGAAACUUCAUUGUUCGAAUGUCCUGCAAAGCUUUCACGUUUGUUGGCAAGCAGAUUCUAAAUUCACGCUUGAUUUAUUGGGGCAAUUGCUUGAAGAUAUUGAAGCUUGUUACGAUAACUUCGAUGGUGUCUUCAACACAAUCAUUAAAUGCGUUUCAACGUCACCAGAUGAGCUUUUAUACUUUGUCACGAAGCAACUUAUAGAGGAAAGUUACGAGAAGAUUUUACGUGUUGCCAAACCAGCUCUAGAAGCAGACUGCACAGCUGAAGAAGUUGUAAUGUCGAUUAACGAGUUUCUCAUCAUUAUUAUGGAAUGUCGAAAGAAUGAUGUGACAAUUCAAAUGACCGACAUUCAGGAAAUCAUUGAAAUGGAGUUUGAUGCUUUGAAAGAGUUUAAAGAAGAUCAACUCGCAAGUUUCUUCACAAUUUUAAUUCAAUUUAUUGAAGAAUAUAAAGCAGAAUUGUCAGUGGAUUUCGUUAAGAAGAUUCUUGACAUCAACGGACCGAUUGUGACGAAAAUUCGCUUCAACAGCGAUUCACGUGUGAUUAAUGGAUUGAUAAGAUUGUAUCACGACAUUCUAGCAUUAAAAAAUGUUCCCGUUCUUCAAACUGCUUAUCAACAAAUCAUUGACGAUUUAAAUUCAUGCUUGAACGACAUUCCCGAAUUAUGUGAAGAGAAAUUGACAUCAUGCACUCCGACAGCUGUUAUUAAAGCACAAUAUGCAUUCAAUUUCAACUUGACAGCAUUAUCGAAGCUUGCAACAAUUCAAAAUUCAAUUAUUGCAAUGUAUUCACUUUCACCAAGCAUUCUGGAGGUUCUGAUAAACCUUCAAAUAUGGAAAUCUGAAUGGAAUGCUUAUGAAUUGACGCAAUACGCGAUUCUGAAGCUUCUAUCAGCACAUUGCUUGAAGAACAACAAUUUUGUGUCGUCAAGUUCGCUUUUUAUCAGCAAAAAUAUUCUCACACAACCAACAAGCUCCUGGGGUUCAGCUUCAUCACCAACCGAGUCACCAGUGUCACAACAUUUCAAAUUAAUCUUGGAAUUCCUUUCGAAAAUGCUUAAAACGACACCAUCGUUGAAACAAAUUAAAGUUAUUGUCGAUUGGAUUGAUAAAAUCAUUCAACAAACAUCACAGUUCGGUGAACAAUUAUUGGAAAAUCAAAACUUUAUUUUCAUCAUUAAACGCAUUAAUAAUCUUGCUAUUAAAUACAAUGACGAAGUGACAUUAAAAGUUGCAACAUGCAACGAUUCAUUAAAAUCAUUUGAUGUUCUUCAUGCAGAUAUUUACACAUCAAUAACUGAAUUAUGUGGUGUUGAAAUGUGCUCGGUUAAUCCUGAAAUUAGAAAAAGAUUUUCAAUCAUUUUAUCGCGAAUUCCGCUGCGCUUUUCAUUGGAGCAGGCAAAAUCGCCAAGUGGAAUAAAUUACGAUGGAAUUUGUAAAAUAUCAGAGAUGGAAAAUUGGCAUUUGUCAUUAGGCGCAAUACAUGGCGGUGAACUUAGAGCGCAUUACUUCCAAGAAUUCAUCAAUCAAAUCACUUAUUCACACGAAGCAUCUGACAUCGAUCCAUUCAUAUUGAGAGCGUUUAGAAAUUGUUGGUUCAGUGGAACGGAAAUGGCAGAAGAGUACAAGAAUGUGACAGUUAAGGAUGUUCGAACGUUGACAUCGUGGAUACAAUGGGAAGCUGCAAGAUUUUGUGUCAAUAAUAGACUUCGAACUCCUUUGGGAAAGCCGCAAGACACAUUUUUAAAGAUUGAAAGCAUCAUCAAGGAAUAUGCGAGAGUUCUUGCACUUAAAGACAACACAAAGCUAAGAAAUUACAAAUUUGUGUUGGCAAAUCAAAGAAACGUUCGAAUUCUCUUGGGAUUUAUGGAAGCAUUGGAGAAAGCGAUUUACAAUGCAGCAGAAGGAAAUGCAUUUGGAAUUCCACCGCCAGAAAAGCCAGCAAAAACUUUCUUUCGAUUAAAUUACUCGACAUGCAAUGAAUGGUUUUCAAGGAAUCGUCUUGCACUUCAUCUUCUUGCAUUACAUUCGAUGGAACUUGAGAUGGUCAUAAGAUGUUCAAGUUGUGUGUUGAGUGACAUGGUGAAAGCUGAUAAAGUUAAUGAUCCUUAUUUCGAGCAAAUCUUAAUGUCAUUAGUGUGGGCGUUGUUAAGAAAUUACGAGAGCGACGCAUUGUUUGGCGUUUACAUUUGGACGAAGAAUGUCACUGGAAAAAAGUUGUCAUGGAUUAAGUUUGCAGCUGAACAAGCUGCAGGUCAUCGUGAGAUUGCUGCUGAUGGAUACACAAAGAUUUUGAGAGAAGAACAAUUUGAACCGCCAAUUUACGACUUCAUCAAUGAUCAACGUAAAAUUUCUUUAAUGUUUUCAGCAAACUUCGAUGCACUUCACACAGUUUUAUUGGAAGAACAGAAACGAUUCUUCAAGCCACAAAACAUUCCAAUUCUCACAAUUUCACCAGAACAAGUUGCAAGUUAUUCAGAUUAUCAUCGAACUAAAGAUCCAGCAGUCUUAUUUGAACUUUCAAAUUGGCAAACGCUUGAAUCAUGUCCGGAUGUGUCAAAUAAUUUCUCAGUUCAUAAAUUGGUGUCGUUAACUGAGAAUACUUUAAUGUAUGGGAUUCUUGGCGAGGAAUCAUUUGACAAAGAGAAGGAAGAAUCGUGCGAGAAAAUCUUGCACACGCUUUUACAGGAAUGUGUUAGGACUCAAUCACAAGAAUAUCGUCUUUAUCUGAGUUUAAUGAAUCACAUGAUGUACAAGACAGUUGAGAACAAAGGCAGUAAUGGAUUUAAGAACAUUGAAUCGUUUGAGAUAAAAAAGAAGUUUGGAUCGUUUACAAUGUUCAUUGUUGCAAGUUGGUCGGAAUUUUUCGAUGAUUAUUCACAUAAAGGUGAACAGCAAAGCAUCGAUUUAAUUCUCCACACCGUGUCAAGUGCAAGAAAAGAAUUAAAUUAUCGACAAUGCAUCAAUGAAUUGACGAAAGUUUAUAAGAAAGUUGAAUAUGCUGAACAUGUUGGCAUUCCAAUUGAAAGUGAGUCUUUAGAUGCAAUCAAGAACUUUCUUAUGUCACCAACAUCAGUUAAAAACGCAAAAAUUUGGAGUGAAAAUGUUGCACGGACGUCAUAUGAACAUUGCAAGACGCUUUACAUUGCACAAGGCCAACGUUUGGAUGCAAUUCAGUUUGCUGCAAGUUCUGCAUGUGGAAUUAAUAAUUGUUUGAUGUCAACUGACUUUGAGACUUCCGACAAGCUUAAGCAACAUUGUGUAAAGUUUUACAUCAAACUUUCUGAGUGGAUUCAAAAUGAAAAUGAAGAAUCACUCGCGAUCAACAACAGUGAACAUGAAACGCCUUUGAAGCUUCUCGUAAAAUCGAUAAAUGACGAAGAUCAUGUUGAUGAAAAGAUGCCGUUGAUUGAUGCUGCAGUUGGAAAAUUACUUCAAAGUGGGGUAAAGAAAUGUCCAGAAAUGACGAAAGUUUGGUCAGCACUUGGCGCAUGGUGUUAUAGAUGGGGACGAAAAAUGGUGGAAUCAAAGACUGACAGUCACGGAUUACGACCAGUCGAUUCGGAUGCGAUUAAAGAACUUUUACCGGAAGCUGACGACGAAGUCAUUGAAAAGAUUUUAAGGAUUCUCAACGAACAACACAUCGUCGCAGAAGAUGAAGACAUUGGACCAAAUGAGUUAAGUUCAACUGAGAUUAUUGAAAGUCAAUUGCGAAUGAUUCCAAUGUUGAAAAAUCGUCCAAGUGACUUCAUGGAUUCGAUUAUUGAGCUAUGGAAACAAGCACAUCGCGAAGUUUAUCGAUAUUACGAAAUGUGUGCGAUUUCCUACUUCAAGUUUCUUCUCUUAUCGUCGAAUAAUGAUGAAAGCUCAUCAGGUGACUCUUCUGUUGUCACAGCGACACUUCGUCUCUUAAGAUUGAUUGUGAAACACGCACUUGGACUUCAAGAAGUUCUUGAAGAAGGCUUGUCAAAGACACCAUCAGAUCCAUGGAAAGUUAUCAUUCCACAACUCUUUUCUCGUCUCAAUCAUCACGAACCUUACGUUAGACGACGAGUUUCGGAAUUAUUAUGUCGUGUUGCCAUCGAUUCUCCACAUUUGAUUAUUUUUCCAACAGUUGUAGGAGCGCAAGAGACGAAAGAUGUUGCAAAAAUCACUGACGAUCAUCAUGAUGAGAAGAAUAUUGAAAUGGAAUGGAAGAACAGCAGCUUGACAUUCUGCUUUACUUCAUUACUUGAAACUCUUUCAAUGCAAAGUCCAGACACUGUCAAUCAAGUUCAGUUGCUGGUUCGUGAACUCCGAAGAAUUUCUCUGCUUUGGGAUGAGUUGUGGCUUUUAUCAUUGAAUCAAGUUUACGCUGAAAAUGUUAAACGCUUUGCAACAUUCAACAAUGAGUUUCAAAAAACCGAUCAAUCACCAGAGAAAAUUGUUCUGUUCACGGAGAAAUAUCGAUUACUAAUGAGACCAGUGUUGUUUGUUCUAGAUCGUCUUCAAGAGUGGACAACAAAAUCACCAGAAACAAACAACGAAAGAAGCUUUCAAGAAAGAUACACAAAAUUUAUAGAAUUGGCGAUAAGUGACAUGAGGAAGCCUUUUGACUCAAAUAAUCCGCUUGCUGCUUUUAAUAAGUUUAAAUCGCUUUAUCAAUUGAUACAACAACGCGUUCACAAACGAAUGAAUUACACGCUUAAGAUGAGCGACGUCAGUCCGGUGCUUGCAAAUUUAACAAACACUCAAAUUAGCAUGCCAGGCGUUCAACCAUCUCAUGAUAACGAAGCUGUUUACAUUCAGUCCGUUGAUAACACGAUUCAUAUUCUACCAACAAAAACAAAGCCAAAGAAGUUGGCGUUUUACGGAAGCGAUGGAAAACGUUAUACUUACUUAUUCAAAGGCAUGGAAGAUUUGCACUUGGAUGAAAGAAUCAUGCAAUUUUUAUCAAUAGCAAACCUUAUGAUGAAGAAAUCUGUCGAUUCAGAUGGAAAAGUUACGCAUUAUCGUGCGCAUCAUUAUUCAGUCAUACCUUUGGGACCACGUUCCGGUUUGAUAAGUUGGGUUGAUGGAGUAACGCCGAUAUUUUCAAUAUAUAAAAAAUGGCAACAACGCGAAGCAGCAUAUCCAAAAAAAGAAAAGCCAUACGUUGUAAUGCGACCAUCAGAACUUUAUUAUAGUAAAAUUACACCUUUACUUAAGGAACAUGACAUGAAGCCUUCUGAUAAUCGCAAAGAUUGGCCAUUGGCAGUCCAAAGAAAAGCUUUUGAAGAGUUAAAAGCUGAAACACCGCGUGAUUUACUUGGAAGAGAAUUCUGGUGUAUUGCCUCAACUGCUGCACAUUGGCGUCACAUCGUGAGAAAUUAUUCCGUAUCGUUGGCAGUGAUGAGUGUUAUUGGCUAUGUAAUCGGCUUGGGAGAUCGUCACUUGGACAACAUAUUAGUUAAAUUGGCUAGCGGCGAUGUUGUUCAUAUCGACUACAAUGUUUGCUUUGAAAAGGGUAAAACAUUGCGUGUACCAGAAAAAGUUCCUUUCCGAAUGACUCAGAACAUCGAGGAAGCUUUAGGACUUACGGGAAUUGAGGGAACAUUUCGUUUGUCGUGUGAACACGUGCUGAAAUCAUUGAAACGAGGCCGUGAAACGUUGUUAACACUUCUCGAGGCAUUCGUGUAUGAUCCUUUAGUAGAUUGGGCAGUUGGCGAAGAUACUGUGACUGGUGGCUUAGCAAAUCUUGGAACAGGAGUUGAAAAGGGUUCCAGCACUGUCACAACGGAUUUAACAACAGCUCGUAAACAAUUGGAACGUGAAGUUACCCGUGACACUUUAGCUAUUCGCUUUACGGAAGUUAAAACCGAUUGGCUACAAAAUAGGGGAAUCUCUAAUAUACACAUAAGAGCUAAGCUCUUUUUAGACUUAUUAAGGGACGAUGUUUACAAUCAAUUGUUGUUGAUGAAGAAUUACUUAAACGACUUAACGAUAAAUCGAGAUGAAAUCAAAAGCUUGGAAAGCCAAAGAAGUUUGUUGUCGAAAGAAAUUUCUUUGGUUCGUGAGCUUGAGGCCCUGGGAUCAGCAAUGUCGAGUCAUCCACUCAACACUUUGUCACAACGAUAUGGAAUAUAUAAAAAGAAACGAAACGACGUUGAUAUGAUUAAAAACAUUUUAUUGGAGAAAGCGAUCGAAUCGGAGCGUAUGAUUGAAGAUUAUUUGAGUUUCGAAGAAGACGCAAGUUCCGGUAGAAUCAACAACAUUUUGAUUGACAUCAAGUCCAAUUACGUUUCGUCGUCGUCGUCUUCGGAGUUCGAUUUGAUCAAGGAGUUUCUGGAAAGUUCAAACCAAGGACAAACCUACGUGCAAAGUGAACAGUUGGCCAAAGAAUUGCAAAGCUCAUUACUACAACAAAGGAAAAUUAUUUUAUCUUCAUUCGAAGCAUUGUUGCAGUAUUACAACGUUGCCAAAUUUUAUCCAACUGACCAUGUGUUGCAUCAUCGAUUCGCUAAAUAUUCUCAAUGGUGUCGUUCGCUUAUCGCCAACAAAUCGCAUGAAUUUCUACGUGAAAUUGCAUUGGCUUACAACAGCAAUUUUGGUGAUACAGUGAUGAGAGAACAAGUGCCGGAAUAUGUCAUCGGCUUUGGCAUAACAUUGCAAACUUUUCUGACAGACGCCACUUAUCAACGCGACUUAUCUCAUCAACACUUACAACAGCUGUCGGAAUAUGUCGAGAAAGGUAAAAGCUUUCAUGUUGCCAAAGAAGAACUGUAUGAGUUUGUUAACAAACAAAUGAAGAAUACAAAAUGUGUCGACGAAAGCUUUUCCGUAUGUAAUCUAACGAAAAUGGUGAAACGUUUGUUAGCUGUUGAAAUGUCAAUAUUGGAUGCUUCUGCGGGUGGAGAUCACUUGAGUGAGUUCACAAUCAAUGAACGUUGGUUUAUCGAUGAAAUUAUGAUUCAAACCUCGUUCUUAUCCAACAUCAGUGAAAUUGUUCUCGAUAAUUUAAUAUUGAAGAAGAACUCUUUGCUCAACAACAGUUGGGAGUACUUUAAGACGAUUAAAGAGACAUUCGAGACAUUCAAUCGAAUCAAAAAUGAUUUUCAACUCAAUGUUUUACGCCAAAGUCUUCAAGGAAUUAUAUCUGAGAAUAAAUCAGUCUUGGAAAUGAUUUCUGCUUUAUCGAACAUUAAAACAAUUAAUUUGAAUGAGCUUUCAAUGAAACUUCAAGAAGAUCUCGUAAGUUGCAUUCAAAACCCAAAUCAGAAAGCAAUCUUAAGAGCAGCUGAAUUAAACGAUGCCUAUAACAAAAUGGUUAUUCAAUACGAAUCAAUGUCUGAAGAUAAUUUAGGCAGAAAGAUUUUCCUUUCACUUCAUGGAAUGUUUAACGAACUUUGUCAAUAUACAAAGAAGAUUGUAAGUUUCGAUAAGACAAUUAACGCAAUUCCAGACGAAUGGACACAAAUAUCUGAAUUGGAACAAUCAAAGAAACUGUUUAUUUCGCCAAUAAAAACCACAACUGGGAUGGUAUUACAACAAAUAUUUUUCGUGAAGCGCAUUCAAGCGAUAAUUGAUUUCUUCAGUAAUUGUCUUCAAGUUGCGUGGGCGUUCAAAGGUUCUGGUGUGAUGAUAAACUUUGACAUUGAAUUUCUGACGCGACCUCUUAAAUCUUACAUUUCUGAAUUCAUCAUGAAGUUUGUUCUUGGUCGUGGGUCGUACAGCUUUACACUCAUCAUUUGUUGCUUGUUGGAACAACAGAAGCAAUGGGAGCACAGAGGAGAAAACAAACUCUUCUCGUUGGAACAAAUUUGCUUCAUGAUGAUGAAUUUUAAUUCCAAUGUUUAUGAAAAGCUUUUCAUUGGACUUGAAGAGCGCUUCAGAAAAGAAGAAGCUUUGGAAUAUUACAAGAAGAAUGUUGAGAAACAAGACGAGCAUGUAAAACAGCUGACAUGUCUCUUGACUGCACAUCACUGGCUUAAUGAAGAUUUCUUCCCUCAAGUUACAACUUACUUACCUCCAAUUCCCCGGGCAAAUCUUCUCCUUCAACUUCAAAACUUUAUUCAAGGUUUAUCAAGUUGGAAUGCAUCGAUACAGAAGAUUCAUGAAGAGCUUCAGCGGAUGAUUAUAAUUAUACUGCAACGGUUGAAAUGGGCGUCGGGGGCAAAUCCAAUGAUCAUUGAUUUGAUGAAGACAUUCGAGACACUUUCUAUAUCGAGAGAAAUUCAAUAUGAAAAGGAAAAGGAACACACGACAAUCGCAUUAAAACAUUGCUUUUCUGUAUCGAGUUAUGAGAUGCUUCGAUUUAAGACACCGAAGGCAGUCGUAAGUGACGAUGAAUUUCUUAAUUUCCUUCAACAAUGGGAAAGUGUUUGUGUUGGCGAGAGAAAUGUUGCGCACACUGUUAAUCCAAUAGAGGAAGCUUUAGUUGAGUUAUUGGAUCCUGAAGGGAAGAUAGAUCGCAUGUGGAUUGACAAUGUGACAUCACUGAUUGAUGAUAUGAUAAAUCAAGUACACAGCGAUAUCGAUGCAAUGGAAAAGAAUGUGACGACAGCUCGUGACAAUCUCGAUAUGUGCGCGCAUAAACUUCGAAGCUUCAUCGCAUCACAUCAUCGCAUCUCGUCUGACAUCAGAAACUUAUUGAAAUCAAUGCUAAAGCAUGAUGACAGCGACCGUAAUAGAGCAUUAAAAGAAUAUCUUCUGAAAUAUAAAAUAUUUAUCGAAAACGUCACUGAACUUCAUGGAAACGUGUUGAGUAAAGAUUUUACUGACGUCAUGGUGAAGCGAACAAUCGAACAAGUGAACGAUUCACUCAUUGUAAUUAAUGAAAUUUACAAUGAUUUGUUUACAUUCGAGAAGACCUUGAACACCAACUUAACAACUGAUAAGACAACGCAGCACCAGAGCAGUUUGAUGAGAAAUCUUUCCGAACUUUCGACUGAGUAUUGUGGAAGUCCCAACAAAAAAGUAUCGAAUCACAAGGAACAGAAACGGAAUGCUUACGCAGUGUCAGUUUGGCGAAGGAUUCGGAUGAAGUUAGAAGGCCGUGACCCAGAUCCAAAUCAUACGUCUCGUGUGCAAGAACAGGUGGACUGGAUGAUUCGUGAAGCAUUGAAUCAAGAUAAUUUAGCGCUUCUAUAUGAAGGUUUCACAUCAUGGGUCUGAAGGGGAUGACGUCGGUAAAGACUUCGGUUCAAUGGUCAAGAAAUGAAAUGAAGGACAAACAAACAUAAAAAAUUAAACAUCCAAAAUUUUAUCAACAAAACAUCAAAAGAAGCUCUUACGGCUACCAUUUUCAAACACAGUUCAAGUUUGUGAAGUUGUUUCUCGUCGUCUUCGAGUCACCGAUCACCAACCAUUCGAAGUUUAAUCGUGGCGGUUUCAAUUAAAUUCAUAAUAUAAAAAGAGAACAUAAAUGGAAAUGGAGAAGUUACGAGCGCAUAGUUAAAUGUCAAUGAUGUGAAAUUAAAUGAAGAAGCAUCUUGGAAAACAAGGAGAUAACCGUAAUGAUGGUGACAAAUCUUACGGUUUGAUCCUUUAAUAUUUAAUUCUUUUCUUGUACUUAUUUUCUUUUAUCAUUUGUUUACGAAAUUAGCAUCACUAAACCAUUUUUGCUUUCACUGAUUUUUAUUUCUUUCUUUCGUUUCUAAAUUUCAUAAAGCUUUCUUAAUUUAUAAAAUUUCCAUUCUUUAUUGACAUUUUUAAACAGAGAGAAAAUUCUUUAAUUCUGAGGAAAAAUUAUUUCAUGAAAAGAAAAUUGUUAAAUCGCUGGAAAAUUGAAAAUAAAAUUAAUAAAAGCUUCUUUAGUUG
Molecule: messenger RNA, 10509 nt
Organism: Clunio marinus
Lineage: Eukaryota; Metazoa; Arthropoda; Insecta; Diptera; Chironomidae
Source: the annotation of a GenBank genome assembly